AUGCCUAUUCCGGACAAGACGUUUACACGGGACGAGGUCGCCGCGUCGGCCAAGAAGCUGACGGCCGAGGGCGGCGACGAUGCCCCUGUGCUCUUCAUCAUCGACGCCGUCGUCUACGAUGUGGCCGACUUCCUCGACGCGCACCCCGGCGGCGAGUUCGUGCUGCGCCAGGUCGCCGGCAAGGACGCCACGUCGGACUUUUACAACCUGCACCGCCAGGAGGCGCUCGAGAAGUACAUUGACGACCUGGCCGUCGGCACGAUCAAGGGCGAGACGCCCAGCAUCGUGCGGCCCAAGCCGGGCGACCUGUCGCUUGUGCCCUAUGCCGAGCCGCUGUGGCUGUCGCCCGUGUUCAAGACGCCGUACUUUAACGACUCGCACCGCCGGCUGCAGCGCGCGCUGCGCCAGUUUGUCGACACGCACGUCAAGCCCGAGGCCAUUGAGAAGGAGCGCACGGGCGAGCACCUGGGCCAGCCGCUGAUUGACAAGAUGGCGGCCGCGGGCAUCCUGCACAUGCGCCUGGGGCCGGGCAAGCACCUGCACGGCGUGCGGCUGCUCAAGAGCGAGGCGAACCCCGACGGCGUCAUGGACGGAAGCGAGUUUGACUACUUCCACGACAUGAUUGCGGCCCAGGAGUUUGUGCGGCCGGCGUCGCGCGGGUUCCAAGACGGCAACAUGGCCGGGCUGACGAUUGGCCUGACGGUGGUGCUGCACUACUCCAACGACGCGGCGCUGCAGAAGCGGGUCAUGGAGGAGUGCCUGACGGGCCGCAAGAAGAUUUGCCUGGCGAUUACGGAGGCGUUUGCGGGCUCGGACGUGGCGCGGCUGCGCACGACGGCGGUCAAGACGGCCGACGGCAAGCACUACAUUGUCAACGGCACCAAGAAGUGGAUCACCAACGGCGUGUUCUGCGACUACUUUGUCGUGGGCUGCCAGACGGACAAGGGCAUGAGCGUGCUGCUGGUGGAGCGCGGCGAGGGCGUCGAGACCAAGGCCAUCAAGACGAGCUACUCGGCCGCAGCCGGCACCACCUACAUCACCUUUGACAAUGUCAAGGUGCCCGCCGGCAACCUCAUGGGCCAAGAGAACAAGGGCAUCUACGUCAUCCUGGCCAACUUCAACCACGAGCGCUGGGGCAUGGCCUGCGCCGUCAACCGCUACAGCCGCCUCGUCGUCGAGGAGUGCCUCAAGUGGUCGCACCAGCGCCUCGUCUUCGGCAAGCGUCUCAUUGACCAGCCCGUCAUUCGUCUAAAGCUCGCCAAAAUGAUUGCCCUCGUCGAGAGCCACCAGUCGUGGCUCGAGACCAUCACCUACCAGAUGUGCAAGCUGCCCUUUGACCAGCAGGCCAAGCACAUGGGCGGCCCCAUCGGCCUGCUCAAGAUGAGCAGCACCCGCAUGGCCCACGAGAUCGCCGACGAGGCGGUCCAGAUCUGGGGCGGCCGCGGUCUCACCCAGACCGGCAUGGGCCGCGUCAUUGAGAACUUCAACCGCACCUACAAGUUCGACGCCAUCCUGGGCGGCGCCGAGGAGGUCCUGGGCGACCUGGGUGUGCGGCAAGCCAUGAAGUUCAUGCCCAAGGCCGUGCUAUAA
Messenger RNA from Sporothrix brasiliensis 5110, 1590 nucleotides. RefSeq names its product acyl-CoA dehydrogenase family protein. The transcript has 2 exons. Bases 1 to 1590 code for a protein of 529 amino acids. The record is from RefSeq and is a predicted model, not a curated record. Lineage: Eukaryota; Fungi; Ascomycota; Sordariomycetes; Ophiostomatales; Ophiostomataceae. Gene Ontology annotation, molecular function: flavin adenine dinucleotide binding; heme binding; oxidoreductase activity, acting on the CH-CH group of donors.